CUGCCACGCCGAGCCUUAUUCAAACGAAGUCCCAUGCCUGUGGUCUGCAUUUGUUUCCUCUUUAAUUGUGUUCGUUUUACAUCAAUUUUUUUUCCCCCCAAAGCGAGGACCUGCGCUGUAAGGACCGUACCUUUUAUGGAUUGCACGUACCUCCUCUGCAUGCGUACCUAAAGUGCAUCGGCACGUUGACCACCCCUUUGAAUUCCCCCUUUAUGCCGCCUGAUCGGGUCCUCAGAAUUAAAAAUUGCCGAAAUUGAUGCCUCCGGCGAAUGAGGCUCCCAAUCUUAUUGGGGGCUCACAUCCAACCAGGCUGUCUCCCUCACAGCUUAUUCCCCAAACCCGGGAAGUUGCGAGAACGGGAUCGAUUCAGAGGAAUGAAGAGAACGCGACAACAGAUUCCGAGGACGGGUUACAUUUUAACCAGUUCCAGCUAGCAGUAGUAACAUUGGCGCUAUGCAUAUGCGCCCUUAUGGUCUCCAUAGACGUCAUUAUCGUAGCAACCGCUAUUCCGAAAAUUGCAGCGGAGUUCGAAUCCCUUGGAGAUGUUGGCUGGUAUGGAUCAUCGUAUCUAUUAACCCAAACCGCUCUGCAGCCAAGCUUUGGGAAGCUUUACAGUCAUUUCAGUAUGAAGUGGACAUUUUUGAGUGGCAUCUUCAUAUUUGAGCUUGGCUCAGUGAUCUGUGCCACUGCAAUUUCGUCCAUAUUGCUAAUUGUUGGACGAGCAAUAGCGGGGAUUGGUGCUGCGGCACUUUUCUCGGGAGGAUUGAACAUUGUUGCUGAGACAGUUCCACUGAGGAAACGCGCCCCUUAUAUCGCUUUACUGUCAAGCAUGAUGGCCGUGUCUAACAUCAUCGGUCCUCCUCUGGGAGGAAUCAUUACAAAUCGCCUAGGCUGGCGGUGGUGUUUUUGGGUUAAUCUUCCAUGUGGCGGCGCAGCUUUUGUCGUAGGCCUCAUCUUCUUGAAGGAGAUGGCUCCUCCAUCUGCUGGCCUAAGCAUCACAAACCGCCUUGUAGAGUUGGAUCUGUUGGGUGCAGUCCUCCUUCUUGGUGGCAUUACCUCCUUUGUUCUGGCGAUAGAAUGGGCGGGGAAAGUCUAUCCCUGGUCUGACGCUAGGGUAUGGGGCUGCAUUGUGGCAGCUAGCCUCGUGCUGGCUAUAUUUUGUGUCCUUCAAUGGCACCUUGGAGACAAAGCCACGCUUCCGCCGAGAUUGUUGUUUAAGCAGAGAACUAUUUUCAGUGCAUCUUUUUUUUCUUGCUUCCUUGCGAUGGGAUUCUACAUUCAUGUCUUCUAUCUACCCAUUUAUUUUCAAGCUGUCAAAGGCUCUAGCCCCGAAAAGUCUGGCUUUGACGUAGUGCCCUAUCAGGCCAGCAACGCGGGAACAUCCCUCAUUGUCGGCCUUUUGGUUGGCAUGGUUGGCUGGUAUGUUCCGUUUGUCUGGUUUGGCGCCCUAGCCUUCGCCAUCGGCUCUAGCCUUCUCUAUACGGUCGGGCCGAAUUCAUACACCGCCACCCUGAUUGUCUAUCAAUUUAUUACGGGGGUAGGUAUGGGAGCUUCUGUGCAAAUUCCAUACAUUGCCGCGCAGGUGGUUUCAAACAGAGACGAUAUUUCAUCUGCUGAUGCGAUCAUGAUCUUUUUCCACUCCAUCGGUGGGACUCUCUCGCUCGCCAUCGGCGGAAAUGUGUUUACGGGUAGUCUUCAACGAAUUCUUCCCGUUGAGGCACCGCUUGUCAAUUCAACGGUAGUCAUCAACGUAGGUCCGACAAACCUACGCAUCGCCGUGCCGCCGGAUCAGCUCGGAAGAGUACUAAAAGCAUACACCACUUCGUUAACAACAACCUUUAUAUCACCUAUUGUCACCAGUUCUGUUGCAAUUCUUUGUUCCCUUUUAUUAGAGCAACGGAGUGUAAAGGGGACGAACUUGCUGACUGGAACGAGUUCAACAAACUGAGGUCCAUAAGCGACAAAAUCUCUCCAACGCUCCCAGGAAUUAUGUGCCGUUCAUUUAGGACUUGCGAGAGGAAUAAAUGGAACGUUAUGAACUAGAACCCAAUCCGCACCAAUAAUAGCACAUGUUUGUCAUACUAGGGAAGCAUGGGCUGUACAACAAUUUCCAGUAUAUUUCCGAGGAUUUCAUGCAACUUCAAUUGCUGUGAAACUCCGCCACGCAACCCCAGAGUUAAAAUGUCACCGAUACCCAUCCUGGUUCCCGGUCCCACAUGAGAGCCAAUGUGUAUGCCAGCGGUUGGGGUAACUUAACAUUUCAAGGUCCCAAUUGUUGUGUGUCGCUACCAGCAGGGAAAAAACGAAUCAGAUCGGCUGGUUUGGUCGACAUUUUUUAAUCCCAAUGCACAAAAGACCUGAAAAUAUCCCACCAACCCAGCGUGCAUGGGCUAUAGUAUGUGCUGGUUAUUGUACAUCACUGCCCCGCCUGGAAAAUUCGCACAACCGCAUCCUUCAGUAAAGUACCGAAAUAUUGGUUACAAGCAAAACGAGAGUGUUUGAAGCACACUCAAUGUGCAAGGAGUUCACAAGGAGUUCGCGUCCAAUGCAAUAGAGCUGUCAAUUCAAGAAGCCGAAUGGUUUGAAUACGGAAGUAUGUUGCAUCCAUACAGUAGCAGUAUCAUCCUGCUGUCAAUGAGCACAUUUAGGUGACCAGAUGACUGGUCAUGCCUCCC
Coccidioides immitis RS is the source of this 2675-nucleotide messenger RNA. RefSeq lists its product as uncharacterized. NCBI's taxonomy places the organism in Eukaryota, Fungi, Ascomycota, Eurotiomycetes, Onygenales, Onygenaceae. The coding region runs from base 257 to 1948 and encodes 563 amino acids. Gene Ontology annotation, biological process: transmembrane transport. The record is from RefSeq and is a predicted model, not a curated record. Gene Ontology annotation, molecular function: transmembrane transporter activity. The transcript is spliced from 5 exons.